AUGGAGAAAACUGAGUAUAUAAGAGCCACGGCGAAAAUUGUUGCCAAUAUUUUAAAACAAUUAAAAAAGGAAGCCAAGCCCGGUAGGUGCGGUAAGGAUUUGGAACAAAAAGCCCGUGAAUUAAUGGAAAAGUUCAAUGUUUAUUCUUCUAGUUUAGGUUAUAAGGAAUUUCCGGCUGCCAUUUGUGUUUCUUUAAAUAGUGAAUUAACUCAUGGUAUUCCUAGCGAACAACUUUUUCAAGACGGGGAUUUAGUAUCCAUGGAUGUCUGUUGUUAUCAAAAAGAUAAAGCAGGAAAAACUUACCAUGCUGAUGCAGCUUUAACCAUGAUUAUAGGUCACGGAGAUGAAAAAAAAAGAAAUUUAUUAAAAGUAACGAAAAAUAGUUUAUAUUAUGCUAUUCAAAACAUUAAGCCUAAUAUUACCACUACCCAAGAUAUUGGUGCUAUGUUAGAAAAAUAUAUUCGCACUCGUGGUUAUUAUCCCAUUAAAGAGUAUGGCGGGCAUGGUAUCGGAGAAAAACUUCACCAAGAACCUUUUAUCCCUAAUUAUAAAACUCCAAAUAAAGGAGAAAUUAUUCGGUCAGGAAUGUUUAUUUGCAUUGAACCGCUGGUCCAAAUUGGCGAUAGUGAAAUUAAACUGGCGGCUGAUAACUGA
Molecule: messenger RNA, 654 nt
Organism: Entrophospora sp. SA101
Lineage: Eukaryota; Fungi; Glomeromycota; Glomeromycetes; Entrophosporales; Entrophosporaceae
Source: the annotation of a GenBank genome assembly